Ixodes scapularis (black-legged tick) is the source of this 1406-nucleotide messenger RNA. RefSeq lists its product as uncharacterized. The transcript is spliced from 2 exons. The coding region runs from base 1 to 1125 and encodes 374 amino acids. Gene Ontology annotation, molecular function: oxidoreductase activity. Lineage: Eukaryota; Metazoa; Arthropoda; Arachnida; Ixodida; Ixodidae. The record is from RefSeq and is a predicted model, not a curated record.
AUGGAGGACUCGCGAGGCCUCCGGCCACCAGAGGAGCAGUGCCCGCGCCAAGUGCCGGGACACAGGAAAACCUGCUCGUCCGCUUUUCGGCGGGAGCGUGACUCGGCGCCUUCGAGGCUCGCGAAAGCGCCGCGGCUGACCAUGGAACACCUGAAGACCGGAGCGCACCUCAGCGGCGACUGCGGCAACCAGGACGCUGUGGCUCCGGCCUGGUUCGACAGGCACAAGUACGAGAGGGCCCGAGAGAUCUUCAGGGAACACAUCUUCAGCUUUUUCUUCGCGCACCUGGUGGGCCUAGCCAUGGUGGUGACCAGGAACUCCAUCCUGGACCCCCUUGUGUUCACCGGCCAUUCCAACAGCUUAGCAUCCCUGUACCGCCGCUACCUCAGCACCCUGAGGCACGUCAAGAGCUGGUACGAGGGUGACAUCUGGAAGCCGGGAGACCCGGCCCACACGAGCAUCUCCAAAGUCCGCCAGAUGCAUCGUCACGUGGCCGGUCAACUCGAGGGUCGCACCUGUCCGGUGACGAACGCCCGCUACCUGUCCCAGCUGGACAUGGCCAUCACCCAGUUCGCCUUCAUGGGACUGAGCGUCCUCUACCCGCGCCAACUUGGACUGUUCCUCGCUGAACGAGACCUGGAGUGUGUCAUCCACUUCUGGAGGACCGUCGGCUACAAGUUGGGCAUUGCAGACUGCUACAAUCUCUGCUCGGGGAACUACGAAGAGACUUUCCAGAUAUGCUUCGAGAUGCAGGAAACCCUCAUCAAGCCGGCACUGGUGAAUCCUUCUCCGCAAGGUGCCACGAUGAGCAAGAACAUCAUAUGUGCCGUACGCGUGCUGGUGAUUUUUCUCAGCUACGAGGGCAUGAUGGCCUUCUGGGCGAGACAGAUCGGACUCAACUUCAACGCCACGCUGAGUCUGUACGACUGGUGGAGCUACUCCUUGAUUUGGUUCACCUUUAACGUGCUGCUCAGAUACAACUAUUGGAGAGGUAUGUUCAACUGGCUCUUGAGGCUCGCGAUUAGGCGAGGCACCAAGUUCGGAGGAUACUUUCAGAAACAGCUCGAGCUGCAGGAAAUAACGAGCAAAGCCUUGCGGCUCAGUUACGCUUAUCGCUAUCAGUGAGGAUUAUCGCCGUAUCGAUGUCUGUAUUUUUGAUGUUGCGAACGUUAUCAGCUCGCCGAUAGCAUAGCCGUUCCAGGCGGACAUCAUGCAAAUACUGCACGCGAGCAUGCCAAACACGCUUCCUUGAACACUGCACGCUUGAGCGUCACCAAAUGGCAACUAAAUAACACGCUGUAAGCAUGCGGUAUACUACCCAAGACUUCUCGGGUCUUCAAAAGGAGGUAUUUAUUAUGUUAGCAUGCGGUGGUUGGCUGUUCGUGUUGUGAAACAGCUCCAUUACA